Molecule: messenger RNA, 693 nt
Organism: Brassica napus (rape)
Lineage: Eukaryota; Viridiplantae; Streptophyta; Magnoliopsida; Brassicales; Brassicaceae
Product: leucine-rich repeat extensin-like protein 6
Exons: 2
Coding region: 10-675 (221 amino acids)
Source: RefSeq, a predicted model, not a curated record
CUUCACUUAAUGGUUUCUAGGCCUAAUGGUUUCCACUCAGACUCAAUCACACAACAAGUAAGAGAGAAAAAUAAUCUCCUACUUCUCUCUUUUCUCUUACUAAAAACAUUUGUUUGCUUAUCAUUAAAAAAGUCUCCCAUAAAAAAAAAGAAAACGAUGGCCAUGAUGAGUAAACGUUGCAGUCACCUCUUAAGUCUACUGUUCGUCUCUACUCUUCUGAGCUUCCCUUUCAUAACCAUAUCGGAGACGCCGUGUCCGUACCCUUGUUACCCUCCUCCAACUGGAGGUGGCUCAACUCAACCGGCCGGUUAUUACCCUCCUCCAACUGGUUAUUAUCCUCCUCCAACCGGUUAUUACCCUCCUCCAACUGGAAAUGUACCCAACUACCCUUCUCCACCGUACGUCGGAGGUGAUUCCGGUGGCGGAUAUUACGGUCCUCCACCGCCUGACCCUAUCUUGCCUUACUUCCCGUUCUACUACAGAAAGCCUCCUCAUCAGACGGAUCAGUCAUCAUCUUCAUCUGUUUCUGUGGGAUCAACGGUCAAGAUUGUAACGGUGGCAAGUGUUCUUGCGUUGCUUUUGGGAUAUAAGUGCAAUACAACCAAUGUGGAGAACGUCACUUUCGGUUGGUGUGACUUUGUAGGUGGGUGUUAUGGAAUGGACUAUUGCACUUAAUUCACGUUAAGACUUUUC